CCACUUAUAGGUCUGUGUUUUUCUCUCUCUCCUAGCCCGGGAAAGACAGCCGGCUCCUGCCCUUCAUGGUGGGUGCUCGCAUAGUCUUCAUCCCCCUCUUCAUGCUGUGCAACGUGCAGCCCCGCAGCCACAUGCCCAUUUUCUUCCACCAUGAUGCCUGGUACAUCAUCUUCAUCAUCCUCUUCUCCAUCUCCAAUGGCUACCUGGCCAGCCUCUGCAUGUGUUUCGGGCCUAAGAAGGUGCUCACCCAUGAAGCUGAGACGGCCGGAGCCAUCAUGGCCUUUUUCCUCUCACUGGGCCUGGCGCUGGGAGCUAUGUUCUCCUUCCUCUUCCGGGUGGUGAUCUAGCGGAGCGGCAGCAUGGACACUGAGGCCGUGCUUCGUUCAGCUUCUCGUCCCCUGGCCAGCACAUAGAGGCUACGGUGCUGGGGGGAUAUCUCCUGUGCACUGCUAUGAACUCUCACUGCCUUAGCAGACCUUAUGCCCUGGGACCUGGGGAGUGACCUCCCCCUGCCCUGAGGAUGGCUUGGGGCUCCUAUGGCGGGGCCACUUUGCCCUACCCCUGGCUUGUGUGAUGGCUCCAGGACCUGUGUGCCAUCAUGUGCCCCCUGUACUGUGUGUGACCACUGGAUCUCACACACACAGAUCUCCCCCCUGCCUAGUAUUGUGUGACUUCCUCCCCAUGCACAGAUGCCAGGAUCCUGCCUCAAAUUCAUAUCACACCCGCCAAGUCUGGGGUCCUUGGCUCAAAAGAGAAGAGAGUUCCUGGGGUCACUGCCCCCUUGGGGGCUGCUUGUGACUUGCUCUCCCCAUCCUGGCCUCCUCUUGAGGUGGCCCUGGAGAGUUCACCUGUGUCCAGUUUCUCUCCCCCUGCCCCCAGCAAGGGAAAUGAAUUAACCCUCAUGCCUGGCUGAGGGAAGGGGAGCCCUGCGAACUGCACCCCUACCCCCUCCGCCCUAUAUACGUGUGUGCUGCCCAUCGCUAUAGCUACUGAGCAUCUAAGACACUUGUAGCUUUAUUCCUCCCCCUCCCUCCUGAGAGCUAGGGAAGUGUCAUGACCCCAGACUCCAGAUGAGGAAGUGGGGCAGGGCUGGAGAUAGAGCCCAGGUGUCUGGUGUACCAGAUGCCUCAAUUACUGGACCUCCUUCCUCUUCUGCCUUAGCCUUUCCUCUGCUCCUGACUUCCCUCCAGGUGCCAUUCACCCCAGCUGCUUGCACUACCCCAGACUUUGAUCUGCCUCCUGCGGCAGUCUCAGCCUUCCCCAGGAGGAGGUGCCGCAGGAGUGGAGCAGGCACGCUGGCAGUGGGGGGUGCCCAGACAGUGAGAAGGCCAAUGCAGAACCGCACUGCCAGGAGCCACCCCAUGCUCCGCGAGGCCUUGCCUGGCUGAGUGCCCCUGGCGUGGGCGGGGGCUUGGCCCGUUCGUCUCUGUAAAUGUAUCUGUACAGUUGCCAUUUUCUAUACAAAGAGUGAACAUGC
This is a messenger RNA of Chelonoidis abingdonii (Abingdon island giant tortoise), 1477 nucleotides long. Lineage: Eukaryota; Metazoa; Chordata; Testudines; Testudinidae. The record is from RefSeq and is a predicted model, not a curated record.